GGGGGCGUGUCAUCGCGCGUUCAGCCAGCGUGCGUACAGACGUAAAGCAGCAACUGGAACAACAGAGUGGACAUGGAGGACAUACUGCUGUGGAUUGUGGGGGUGCUGUUACUCCUGUUCUGCAGUCUGGAUGUGUGGUAUUAUUUACGGGUAGUGGUUGUGCUGGUUAGGGCCUGGUUCCUCUCACCCGUAUUUGACAUCACAGCAGAGCAGACCGCUAGCGGACGAGUCGUUCUUCAUGACAUUGACCUUUGCCACAUGAACAAUGCACGCUACCUACGCGAGUGUGACUUUGCCCGUUUCUCUCUGUACUCCCGCAAUGGGGUGUUCAAGGCUUUAAGAGCUCUACGGGCCACCGUGGUCGUUGGGGCAACUACCAUCCGCUAUAGACGGCCUCUGUGUGUCGGUGAGGCCUUUGAGAUUCGCAGUCGAAUCAUUACCUGGGAUGAGAAGUCAUUUUAUCUGGAGCAGAGGUUUGUGUCUUGUAAAGAUGGGAUGGUGUCGGCUGUUAUGUUCUGCAAACAGAAUGUCCUUCGAAGCAGUCCGGACAAGAUCCUGCAACACCUGUGCAAGAGAAAGGUUGACGUGCCAGAAUUUCCUGAAGACCUGCAGCACUGGAUCAAUUUCAUCUCAGCCAGCAGUAAAGCCCUCCGGGGGGAAAGUCAGCUCGAUGAUAAAAAGAACGAAUGACAGCUCACUGCCUUAAAUGACCUCUCAAACACUGGUUUACAAACAAGAACACACUGAGGCACAUUCAGGAAUGUCUCAGGUGUUUGCAUACUCCAAUUCAGAAUUAAACUGUGAGCUCUGCUGUAAUCUAGAAGCCUGAUUCAUGCUGCAUUAUAAAGUGUGUAUACUGUAAGAUUGCAAAUAUGUAGAAAUACUUUCUUAAAAACAAUGGAUGAACAAAAGAGAAAAUAAUAUCUUCUGUUGUAUUACUGCCACUGACUGUACUGGAGUGUGAAGAAUUACUACAUAGAGAAACACAACAAUAAUAAUAAAUAAAUUUUAUUAUUACCA
Molecule: messenger RNA, 1020 nt
Organism: Carassius auratus (goldfish)
Lineage: Eukaryota; Metazoa; Chordata; Actinopteri; Cypriniformes; Cyprinidae
Product: protein THEM6-like
Exons: 3
Coding region: 73-690 (205 amino acids)
Source: RefSeq, a predicted model, not a curated record